GAUUGGCUGCCGCAGGAGAGGGUGGUCCAGCUGGCAGCAGUUACCCAGGUUUCCGGUGCUCGGCCAGAGUCGGGGACGCGGUCGGACGUCCGCGGUGAAAUCACAAUGAAGAACCAAGACAAAAAGAAUGGGCCUGCCAAACACUCCAACCCGAAGAGCAGCCCCGGGCAACGGGAAGCAGGACCGGAGGGAGCUCAUGGACGGCCCAGACAGACAGCUCCUGGUGCGGAAGCUGAAGGUUCCACAAGCCAGGCUCCUGGGAAGACCGAGGGCGCUCGAGCUAAAGCAUCUCAGUCUGGGGCCCUCUGUGAUGUCUCUGAGGAGCUGAGCCGACAGUUGGAAGACAUUCUGAGUACAUACUGUGUGGACAACAAUCAGGGAGGCCCAGGUGAGGAGGGAGCUCAGGGGGAGUCCACUGAGCCUGAAGACACAGAGAAGUCCCGAACCUAUGCAGCCAGGAAUGGGGAGCCUGAACCGGGCAUCCCAGUAGUCAAUGGCGAGAAAGAGACCUCUAAGGGGGAGCCUGGCACGGAAGAGAUCCGAGCAAGUGAUGAGGUUGGAGACCGAGACCUUCGAAGGCCACAGGAAAAGAAGAAAGCCAAGGGUCUAGGGAAAGAGAUCACUUUGCUGAUGCAGACACUGAACACGCUGAGUACCCCAGAGGAGAAGCUGGCUGCACUGUGCAAGAAGUACGCCGAGCUGCUGGAAGAGCACCGCAAUGCCCAGAAGCAGACAAAGCUGCUGCAGAGGAAGCAGACCCAGCUCGUGCAGGAGAAGGACCAUCUGCGUGGUGAGCACAGCAAGGCUGUCCUGGCCCGAAGUAAGCUUGAGAGCCUGUGCCGGGAGCUGCAACGGCACAACCGAUCCCUAAAGGAGGAAGGUGUGCAGCGAGCCCGAGAGGAGGAGGAGAAGCGCAAAGAGGUGACUUCACACUUCCAGGUGACACUGAAUGACAUUCAGCUGCAGAUGGAACAGCAUAACGAGCGGAACGCCAAGCUGCGACUAGAGAAUGUGGAGCUGGCCGAGAGGCUCAAGAAGUUGAUUGAGCAGUACGAGCUUCGUGAGGAGCAUAUCGACAAAGUCUUCAAACAUAAGGACCUGCAGCAGCAGCUAGUGGACGCCAAACUCCAGCAGGCCCAGGAGAUGCUGAAGGAGGCAGAGGAGCGGCACCAGCGGGAGAAGGAGUUUCUCUUGAAAGAGGCGGUGGAGUCCCAGAGGAUGUGCGAGCUGAUGAAGCAGCAGGAGACCCACUUAAAGCAGCAGCUCGCCCUGUAUACAGAGAAGUUCGAGGAAUUCCAGAACACACUUUCCAAAAGCAGUGAAGUGUUCACCACGUUCAAACAGGAGAUGGAAAAGAUGACAAAGAAGAUCAAGAAGCUGGAGAAAGAGACCACCGUGUAUCGGUCCCGGUGGGAGAGCAGCAACAAGGCUCUGCUGGAGAUGGCUGAGGAGAAAACCCUCCGGGACAAAGAGCUGGAAGGCCUGCAGGUGAAAACCCAGCGGCUGGAGAAGCUCUGCCGGGCACUGCAGACAGAGCGCAAUGACCUGAACAAGAGGGUACAGGACCUGACUGCUGGGGGCCAGGGCUCCCUCACUGACACUGGCUCCGAGCGGAGGCCGGAGGCUGCCACUGCCUCCAAGGAACAAGGGGUUGAGAGUCCUGGGGCUCAACCUUCCAGCUCUCCAAAGGCCACAGAUGCUCCUGGCUGCCCUGGAGCACCGAGCACAGAAACAGCAGGCCAAACAGGGCCCGGAGAGCCCACCUCUGCUACGGCCUAGAGGUCAUGGUGCUUGGGCAUGCUGGGAAGGGAGCAGCAGCCCAGUCAGGCCUGGUCCGUGCAAGGCUUCCACACUGAGCAGCCCAGUGCUAAGGCCAGGGUGUUCUGACCUGGAGGGCAUAGGACACUUGACAAUUUUGAAUUUUGUGGGUUAGUCUUACAUGGCUGGGGCAGGUGUGCAGAACCUCGUGCAGUCACAUAGUUAACACCUGUAGGUGUACUGUGGGCUUUCACUGAGGAUGGGUGUGUGGGUGAAGUUGGUGACUCUGUAAAGAGUCUUCGAUGUCAUCUCUAACUGUCAUCACAGUAAGCUGGCAGGUCAGAUGACGCCAACAUUUUCCUACCCAGCUCUGAGGCUCAGACCCCUCUUGGCCCUUUUCAGAGCUCGUGACAAGUGAAGACACCCAGGCCUGGCUCUUCUUUUUUGUAAACAGAAUUUGGGCAGUUUGGGCUCUUGUCACUCCCUGGAGGUUUCACUGCUUCUCUCAACCUGGGAAUGGUGUCCCUGGCAGAGCCUUUGUGGGAACAGAAGUGGAGGGUGUGCCCUCGAGGGAAGGAAUGCCCUCGCCCACUUCCCCCGGUGAUGCCGGGUCCAGGCCAGUGCUGCUUCUCAGCUCUCAGUAGCCUUAGCUUUCACAGGUGCCUCUAGCCUGCACAAGGACUGACAGAUGCUACCCAAAGGAUUCUUUUGGGAGGGUUUUUGUUUGUUUUGCUUAAGAGUUUGUAUUAAAAAUCUUCGAAGGAAGGAAUAGGGAUACUAUAGCAGUGGUCCCCAGGUGCCUGGCCUCCAGUGCCCCACUUGGAACCACCCUGUCAGGGUCCUUUGCCAUGUCGGUGCCAAGGUAUCCUGCCUGGGAAGGUGAGAUAUUCAAGCGAAGGGAGGAGGCUUCUAAUGGCUUUGCCACAAGCUUGCCUAUGGGCUUCAGCCUAGGAGGCGACCACUAGUUUCCCACCACUGCCUCCACGGGUCCACAUGCCACUUGGCUUAUGGCCAUUGUUUUGUCCCUCCCCCCUUACCUCCAACUCAGAGGAGCAGUUUUUGAAAACUGCUCUCGUGCCAUUUCCUGGCAGCCUCUUGGCCAAAAAAAUGAGACCUUGGGAUGUCACUUCUUCCUGCCUAAGCCCUAAGGUAGGGCGAGAACAGACAUCCCAGGAACCAAAAUGGCCACAGGGUGUUGGGUUUGCCUUCCCUCCCCAUUCCUCUCACAACGUUACUGUGUUCUCUGCGCAGCUCUGAAGUUCUUGUUGCACACUGUCAGGGCAUUAGCAGUUUCACAGCAGCUUUCUGGGGUAACAGUGUCUCGGAAACGAUGCUCUCUUUCCAUAAGCUAAGUAGGCCAUACACCAAGAUUGGAUGAAGUUUUGCUUCUUACUGUAUUCACCUCUUGCAUUGUCCUGCAAGUUUCCUCAUCUUCCAUAACUAUCUUCUAAGCCCCACAUGCUCACAUUGAAAACUGAGCUGGGAUGGUAUAUCCCUGUAAUCCCAGAACUCAGCAGGGCUCGGAAGCAGGACCCCUCGUCAGAAAACCAAGAUGUUACAGGCCAGUAGGAGACAUCAUGUGCUAAUGAUCAUGUAUUUAAGUCCAGAAAUGACAAAGCAAUGGCCCUUCCCCAUGCCACGGGCUCUACCGGUUCAAAUAUUUGCUACCCUGGGAUAUUUAUUGAGGCUGCUUUGCCAUCUCUAGCUGGGAUCUGUUGUCCUGUGGAAUUUCUCCCAAGGUCUUCUCUCUUGGGAAUCAUAGUAUUCUUCCCGUUCCAGUAAGGCCUCACAGCCCGCAUCCAGGCUGAGAUCUGGCCCUUUAACCCAUGGGGCUCCUUAGGCUGCAGAGACGUAGGAUAAGGCGUCUUUCUGCCUCUGUGGUCCGUGUACAUUGGCUGCCUCACUUCAGCUACCUCUUACAGCGCGUGCAGGGUUACAGUUGGGUGUCAGUGAGGCAGGCUGGGAGGCCACAGUGUCAAUAGAACCUUGGCCGUUUGCUCCAUCCACUUGUAGGCACCCAGGGCAAUACAUAGAUGGCAACCUCUUCCUUUCCCUCCACUGACCAAAUCUGAAGUCACUACAGCUGCUCUGCUUUCCAAAGUCAGCCCAGGAGUCUGGGCCACUGCAGGGAGGUCGCCUGUGGGAGAGGGCCAGGCCCUUCCUCACUUGGGCAAGCCCCUUGCUCAUGACCUCAUUUUAGGACCAAGAGCUGUGUUGGUUUCUUAGAUUGUUAGCUUUUUCUCUAGAGGACCACAGUGGGUACGCCUUAGAGCCGAGGACCCUUGGCUCUACAAUGUUUAGGUCCUUGUCCGGGUGAGAGCUUCAUGUUCGCCACGUCAGCCGCACUCUUGUUGUUUUCCGUGAGGCUUUUGGACCAUGGGCAGAGCUUAGGCACUUUCUGUAAGACUGUUGUUUCUGUAAAGAUGGUUGUUCAAUGCUUCCUAGUCCCAGUCAUGUCAGUCCUACUGAGGGCUGCCCGGGUGUCGCAGCGGGGCUGCAGCCCCUCCCACCUUAGUGGCAUGGGUGGGUCACCAGGCAUCCCGCUGCCCUUCUUGAGCAGCCUGAGGCAGGAGGGCUGCCUCUGUCCCCAUAACUGCUUUCCUUUGCCUCCCACCCUUGUUUGAAGUUGUGCUGACAGCUUUUUUCCCCCUCUCUCCCCUUCCCAGUCUACUUUUGGUAUUCACAACAGCCAGGGACUUGAUAUUGAUGUAUUUUACACCACAUUAAAUAGUCUAUUGCCUUACUUGUA
Rattus rattus (black rat) is the source of this 4507-nucleotide messenger RNA. It is a transcript of the gene Txlna, whose product is annotated as taxilin alpha. The record is from RefSeq and is a predicted model, not a curated record. Lineage: Eukaryota; Metazoa; Chordata; Mammalia; Rodentia; Muridae. The coding region runs from base 106 to 1779 and encodes 557 amino acids. Gene Ontology annotation, molecular function: syntaxin binding. The transcript is spliced from 11 exons.